AUGAUAUCUUUUCUCUCCUCUCUCGUCCUUUUGCUAUCGUCGGUUAAUGCCUAUACGCCCGUUUCCGACGACACGCUACGGUCUCUAUCCCGUCCCGGAACCGAUUUCGAUAUUCACAAUGGUGCGAUACUUGCACCAAUUUUGCGGCCAAGAGUGCCCGGCACACCUGGGUCGACCGCUGUUCUCGAACACUUCGUAAAAUUCUUCAAAACGACCCUGCCAGAUUGGAGACUUGAGUUCCAGAACUCUACCUCCAAAACGCCAGUAACCGGUGACAAGCAGAUACCAUUCGUUAACCUAAUUGCCAUUCGAGAUCCUCCCUUCGCGCACGUCGGUGAUGUUAGCAGGCUGACUCUGGUCGCGCACUACGACAGUAAACUUACUCCGGAAGGGUUUAUCGGCGCGAUAGACAGUGCGGCACCAUGCGCAAUGCUCUUGCAUUCCGUACGGAGCAUCGAUGUGGCGUUAACGAAGAGAUGGAAAACAAUACAAGCAAAUCCGCCAGAUGAUAUAGAUAUGGAUGCUCAACAGGGUGUUCAAGUUUUCCUGCUGGACGGGGAAGAAGCAUUUGGCGAUUGGACUGCUACGGACUCUCUCUACGGAGCUCGCUCGCUAGCUGAACACAUGGAACAUGAAUACUAUCCAGCCCUCUCCACAUUCAAAACGUCCUUGUCUGCCAUCAGAUUAUUUGUGCUUUUGGAUCUCCUAGGGAGCAAGGACCCUAUUAUGCCCUCUUUCUUUGCAACCACACACUGGGCAUACAAGCACAUGGCCAAACUCGAGCAACGACUUCGUAAGCUCGGGCAGUUCAAAUCAGACCCAGACCCCAAAAAGGGUGCCGAGAAGGCGUGGCUUACGGAAGGGAACAGGUCGCCGGAGAUGAGGUUUCAGUCACACAUCUCAGACGACCAUGUGCCUUUUAUGCAGAGAGGAGUCGAAAUCCUCCACAUGAUACCUUGGCCUUUCCCACACGAGCUGUGGCAUAAGAUCCAAGAUGACGCGGAACAUCUCGAUCCUCCUACCGUUGAAGACUGGAGCACACUCAUCACCGCUUUCUUGGCCGAGUGGAUGGACCUUGAAGGGUUUUUCGAUACAAAAAAGUCGAAACAGGCUAGAAUAGACGAUGAAGAAAAGACGGAGCUGUAA
Messenger RNA from Arthroderma uncinatum, 1146 nucleotides. RefSeq names its product glutaminyl-peptide cyclotransferase. The transcript has a single exon. Bases 1 to 1146 code for a protein of 381 amino acids. Gene Ontology annotation, molecular function: zinc ion binding; glutaminyl-peptide cyclotransferase activity. The record is from RefSeq and is a predicted model, not a curated record. NCBI's taxonomy places the organism in Eukaryota, Fungi, Ascomycota, Eurotiomycetes, Onygenales, Arthrodermataceae.